UAAUUCGCCUUGAUUUAUUCUGUACUGACAGAAACAUGGACACAGCGAAAGAAAAAACAAUUUAGACUGCUGCUGUGAUUGGAAGAAAACAAAUAUCGCUAUGGGUACUAAUCACAUUUCUGAUGUUCUGGUCUCUCAUGAGUAUAUGACUUUGGAACAACAGCAGCAACAUCAAAUGCACCAACAUCAACUAAAUGUCAGCAUUAACUCCGAAAGUCCCCGCUCCCCGAUUGACCUACAGGAGGGAUCAUCGAGACCAGUACGCAAAGUCAACCAGAGGACUACUCAGUUAAGCAAUAAUAAUUAUGAGAUGGAAAUGACAGAUUCAAGUUCACAAAGCGAUGAUACAAGCGGGGGCGGCGGCAGCAGUAAUGGUGGCAGUGCACGGCCAUCCAGCCGCGGUAGGAACUCCCUAUCAAGCUCUGCACAAAGUCGCCGGAGGAAAGGUGUCCUUAACGCAAAGGAGCGUAAUCUGCGGCGAUUGGAGUCAAAUGAGCGCGAACGCAUGAGAAUGCACAGCUUAAAUGAUGCUUUUCAGUCCUUGCGCGAAGUCAUUCCUCAUGUGGAAAUGGAACGGCGCCUCUCUAAAAUUGAGACUUUAACACUGGCAAAAAACUAUAUUAUCAAUUUGACGCAUAUAAUUCUCACGAAACGUAAUGAGGAGCCAUCCUUGGAUUUGAAUGGAGUAAUUUUAAAUGGAGCUACUACCAGCGAUAUGAGCAAUAAUGGUGGGCUCGGAGUAGGCGAUGUUGGACUCGGUGUUGGCGUUGGUGUUGGUAUCUUGAGUCUAAAUGGCGCGGGCGGUGGCAGCAGCGCUGGCGGCGGACCCUGCUACGAUGAGGUCCUUACAAAUGGCACAAACACCUAUGAUUGUGCCUUAGCCGCUGCAGAUGUGGUAAAUCAGCCACCGCGUCUAACGACCGCCACCACCACCAUACAGAUACAGAAUCAAAGUCUCAGUCAUUUGCAGCCACAAUUGUCGCAACAUCUUAUGCAAUCGAACCACAAUCAAUUGAUGUUGCAACAAUCGAACGCUGCCACAAUACUACUCAACAAUGGUUUUGACACGAAUGACAACAACAAUAAUUAUGAUGAGCCAUUUCGAGAAUUUAUAUAA
Molecule: messenger RNA, 1117 nt
Organism: Anastrepha obliqua
Lineage: Eukaryota; Metazoa; Arthropoda; Insecta; Diptera; Tephritidae
Gene: dimm
Product: protein dimmed
Exons: 4
Coding region: 101-1117 (338 amino acids)
Molecular function (GO): protein dimerization activity
Source: RefSeq, a predicted model, not a curated record